Messenger RNA from Callorhinchus milii (elephant shark), 3301 nucleotides. Its product is annotated as prominin-2. Lineage: Eukaryota; Metazoa; Chordata; Chondrichthyes; Chimaeriformes; Callorhinchidae. Gene Ontology annotation, cellular component: cell surface; apical plasma membrane; cilium. Gene Ontology annotation, molecular function: cholesterol binding. Bases 94 to 2559 code for a protein of 821 amino acids. The record is from RefSeq and is a predicted model, not a curated record. The transcript is spliced from 25 exons.
GGAAGAACGAAGACAAGCUGAGAAGGAAAGCCUCACAACCGCAGGGGCUGCAAACCGGGCUGACGUAGGGUAGGUAAUAGCAACGGGACAGCCAUGGGUUUCUCUUUCACGUGGAUCGCUUGGGCUAUCCUUCUCGUCCUGCCACACGCAGUUCGUUCUCAGAAUUGUACAGCAAACGGGCUCCAAUUCCAACUUCUGUCAAGUCAGGACAUUAACCCUUUGGAUGGAGACGCAGGCUCAAUCCAGCCUUUGUACAACAUGGUGCAGAGGUUCCUGGGCGCUGUGAGACCAAACUCUUUCCAACCAGGUAUUAUUGCAAAUGUUGUGACGGAUCCUCAAUACAUUCAAAAGGAGUAUGGGCAGGUGUUGAAAUAUUUGGCUGGCUACCUGGUGUGUUUCAUCAUCGCUGUGCUCUAUUUUGUCCUCAUGCCUCUGGUGGGGCUGUUUUUCUGCUGCUGUCGAUUAUGCGAUAACUGCGGGGGUCACGUGAAAAAACGCACCAAAACCACAGCCUGCGAGCGAAAUACCCUCGCCACCUUCCUGCUGCUCACCACCCUCAUCAUCCUAGCAGGAGUUGCCUGUGCUUUCACUGUCAAUCAGAAGCUGACGGAUAGAAUAGACGUUUACGUGGCUGAGGUUCUGGCUAUAGCAACAGGUUUAAGGACUUACUUCAAUGGGAUUGGCCAGAAUGUAGAUGCAAUCAAUCAACAGUUUUCAAUUCCAAAGAAUGUGGUGUUGAACGAUCUUGACAGUAUCAGCGGGGCCUUUGGGAACCAGCUACUGCAGGCAUUGCAAGAGCCCAUUAACACUUCACUGGGUUUGGUGUCUGCCAGAGCACAAGAUAUCUCAAACUCCAAACAGCAUCUACUGGUUGUGAACGCCACAAAAGCCUCCCUGCAGGAGAGAGAGCACAAGAUAUCAGCUGAGCUGAACAGCUUGCAGUUUGAUAUUACACAAACGCUCAGCAGUACAAGUUGCAUCGGCUGUGAUGCAAAGCUGAUUAACAAUCUGCAGCUGAAUGGUACCUACAGCCCGAUAUUGGACCUAUCGCCUGUGAUAAACAAAGUCCUGAAGUUGUCUCAACAGAAUCUGAGCAGUGCUGUUGAGAAGGAGAAGCGCAAACUCAAUGACAUACCCAAGGACGUGGAGUCACAGAUGGCUGCCAUUGUGUCAGAUUCUAAAGCAUCUGUGAACAACAUCGAGGGAAACAUUUCCUCCAUCAAGGAGUCCUUUCCUCUGUUGGACUCUCUCCCAGCUGUCAAUGAAAGCCUUGGGUCUUUAGACAGCGACAUCCCGAAAUAUGGUGGGGAAUUGAAGCGGUAUAAUUACUACAGAUGGAUUGUCAGUAUCGUGCUGUGUUCCAUCAUUCUCUUGAUCAUCGCUUGCAACGUGCUGGGGCUGCUGCUGGGGACUAUUGGUAUCGCUCUCGGGGACGAUCCCUAUAGCGCCAACGGGUGUUCCCAAUCCGGAGCCAAUUUCCUCAUGGCAGGUGUUGGAUUCAGCUUCUUGUUCUCCUGGCUCCUCAUUCUCCUGGUGUUUAUCACCUUUAUAGUGGGAGGUCUUGCCUACACAGAAAUAUGCAAGCCAUGGGCAAACGGGGACAUUUACAAGUUGAUUGACACGAUUGGAAGCCAGGACGAUCGCCUCAACCUCUCCAACGUGCUCAAGCUUAACCAGUCCUUCUCAUUCACUGAGGUUUACAGUGGCUGUAAGCGUGGGGAUUCGCUGUGGACUAUCCUCCAGCUGGAUCGCACGUUUGACUUGGAUGAGAAGCUCAAUGUGAAUAAGUACACAGACGAUCUUGUGAAAAACCUGAGAAGACUGAAUGUGGACCUCAACAGCAUCACCUUGCUGAACAGCGGUGGAAGGAACGUGCUGCAGGAGUUUGUUGCUAGUGGCAUUAAAAACAUUGACUAUCAGGCAUUCUCUGAGCAGAUAUCGAAUGCCAUGGUCAACGUCAACCUGUCACUGGUGAUUCAAUACCUGUCAACUCUCAGUCUCACCCAGACCGACACUGAAGUUAAAAGCAAUCUAACUGCCCAGAUUGAGAGGCUACGAAACUUAGAGACCACCCUGCAGGAACAGAGGAAGGAUGUUGUGAAUCUGACAGAAAGCCUUGACAUCCUGAAAGGAAUUGGUUCCACUCUGGAGGCCUCAGUGAAUGCGACAUUGAAGAGUGUUGACAAAGCAGCGAAGAUGCUGGAAACUAUUCCAAAGCCAUUACUAAAAAACGCAACUGAGUGUUUCAUCGCUAAAGAGCUCGGAUACUUCGAGGGAUAUCUGAAAUGGGUCAGAAAAGCGAUAACUGAAGAUAUACUGUCCUGCAAUGUGGUGUCUGUUACUCUUGACAACUCUCAAGUUAUCGUUUGCGACUUCCUCAUCAAUCCUUGGAACGCCUUCUGGUUUUGCCUGGCCUGGUGCACACUCUUCCUCAUCCCCAGCAUCAUCUUCGCAGUGAAGACAGCCAAACACUUCCGGCCCAUCAAAGGCAUGUUCAGUCAGGACUCCUCAGAGAUGACCACCUUUAAACUGCCUCGUGCCCAGAUCAACGGACCUUAGCAGUCUGCAGGUAUAAGCUGCGUGCUGCAAGGGUCCCUGAUCCCAAGUGAUGUGCGUUUCCUGUAAAGAGAAAAAUGACGUCUGCUAAACCAAGUUAUCUGAUGUGGCUCCCAAGUCACCAUCUCCCCACAACAUCAAUCACUGAAGCAGGAGCAUCCUCUCUAUCAACCAGCUGAUGGCCAAAGAUCAGACCAAAUACUUACAUCUGGAUUACCCUCUCAUUUAUACAUGCUGGUGCUGGAUAUAUUUGCUCUAUUACACACAGGGUACUGUUGCUGUUUGUAGUCUCUCUCUUACACACAGGUUGUUGGUGCUGUAUAUAGUCUCUUCUCUUAUACACAGGGUAUUGAUGUUGUGUAUAUUCUCUCUCUUAUACACAGGUCUUGGUGCUGUGUUUAGCCUCCAUAAGCUGAGAUGUAAAGUGAUUAAAUAUCAGGACAUGUGUGUCUGACAAUAAGAUGUGCUUGCAAUAGUGGAUUUAAUGGUAUUAAGGUCAGGCCUGUUCUCUUCCCUACAACAUUCUGGAUCUCUGGAUGUCUUCCCGUCACUGAAACAAAUUCCUGUCACUGAGGAGACUUAGAGAAAGAUUUGCAAUGGAGCCUGGUUGUGCAGUCAGGGUUCUCUGCUACAUCCUGUUCUCAACAUCGCACUUACUGUAUUUGACUUUUGUUUAAAAUUAUUUACAAAUCAACAAGUGCAAUAAAGUACAAAAUAUUUUCUCUUUUAAUGGUUAUCGUUUUCC